UUUUGUGAAUGAAGGAAUUUUUUUUUUUCUUCAAAAAAUCUACAUUAAAUCUUGUAAUUGUGCGGUUAAAAAUUAGGCUAAAAAUUAAUACCAUUUUUAUAUUUAGAUCUUUAAAAUGUUCGAAAAAAAAAAAAAACUGGAGCCAUAAAGAAAUCAGAAAAUGCCAACAAUGUCCCACAUUCUCUCACCCGAAAAUGGCCUCUGUUGAAGUGGAUGUGAUUUCUUAUCUUCAAUCUCCUCUUUCCCAGAUACCCAACAAAAAUGAAAGCUCCACUACUUCCUUAGUUCAAACUCAUAAACCCACCAAACCAGAUUCAUCACCUUCGAAUUUCCCCCAUCCAUGGAAGCUCUUUUCAUGAAUCAAUCUCUCUCUCGCCUUAAAAUACUCUCCCCAAGCUUCACCACUUCCUCUUUCGCUACCCAAUCUAUUCGUCUCAGACCGCCUCAAAGGCCCAACCUCACGAAGGUCUCCGUCAUCCAAAACGAAGAGAAACAGUUACAAGAAGCAACGGAAACGGUUCCCAAACAAGAAUUCAACGAUGACGAGUACUACGGCGAAGUCAGUAAAAUCAUCGGCAGUAGAGCGUUGGAGGGUGGAACUGGAAUGGAAUACCUUAUAGAGUGGAAAGACGGUCAUACCCCUUCGUGGGUUCCCUCCGAUUACAUAGCUAAGGACGUUUUAGCUGAAUACGAGACCCCGUGGUGGACUGCCGCGAGAAAAGCCGACGAAAAUGCCUUGAAGCAACUCAUCGAAGCUGAAGAUGGCCGUGACAUAGAUGCCGUCGACUCCGACGGCCGCACGGCUCUACUCUUUGUGUCGGGGCUCGGCUCGGAGCCUUGCGUGAAGCUUUUGGCUGAAGCCGGAGCCGACCUUGACUACCGAGAUAACAGCGGCGGCUUGACGGCGUUGCACAUGGCUGCUGGGUACGCCAGGCCUGGUGUAGCGAAGCUGCUACUGGAAUUCGGUGCGGAUCCAGAGGCGGAAGACGAUAAGCGGCGGACGCCGUUGGAUUUGGCGAGGGAGAUUCUGAAGGUGACGCCAAAAGGGAAUCCGAUGCAUUUUGGGAGAAGGAUAGGGUUAGAAGGAGUGAUUGGAGCUUUGGAAGGAGCAGUAUUCGAGUACGCGCAGGUGCAGGAGAUUAUGGAGAAGAGAGGGAAAGGUGAUGACGUGGAGUAUCUGGUGAGGUGGAAAGAUGAUGAAGUCAACGAAUGGGUCAAAGCCAAGUACGUGGCUGAGGAUCUUGUGAUGGAUUACGAGGCUGGGUUAGAGUACGCUGUGGCUGAGGGUGUAAUGGGGAAGAGACUUGGGGACGAUGGGAAGAAUGAGUAUUUGAUUAAAUGGACGGAUAUUGAUGAAGCCACGUGGGAGCCUGAGGAGAAUGUUGAUCCUGAUUUGAUCCAGGAGUUUGAAAAUAGUCAAAGUGGUCAAAAUGGUAAAUUAAAGAUAUGAUUGAUGGACAAUGAUCUUUGUAAUUUUUGUAUUGGCUAAUUUUCAUGUAUAUUGAUUAAUUAUCAUGAUAACAGAGUUCUUAUUAAUUAAAUAAUUAAUUAAUGAGUUCCUUUUCCUUC
Messenger RNA from Cannabis sativa, 1569 nucleotides. RefSeq names its product signal recognition particle 43 kDa protein, chloroplastic. Bases 341 to 1450 code for a protein of 369 amino acids. The record is from RefSeq and is a predicted model, not a curated record. Lineage: Eukaryota; Viridiplantae; Streptophyta; Magnoliopsida; Rosales; Cannabaceae. The transcript has 2 exons. Gene Ontology annotation, cellular component: nucleus; cytoplasm. Gene Ontology annotation, molecular function: protein binding.